Physcomitrium patens is the source of this 4314-nucleotide messenger RNA. Its product is annotated as receptor-like serine/threonine-protein kinase ALE2. Gene Ontology annotation, biological process: protein phosphorylation. NCBI's taxonomy places the organism in Eukaryota, Viridiplantae, Streptophyta, Bryopsida, Funariales, Funariaceae. Gene Ontology annotation, molecular function: protein kinase activity; ATP binding. The record is from RefSeq and is a predicted model, not a curated record.
CAUGCGCAGUUAGUACCACGUCUUGCUGCAAGCUCGUAAGUUCAUUCACCAUCAGGGGAGUCUAUAGCAGAAUUCUUCUACUGUUCUUGUACAGCUUGUGGCCUUAUUUUGUUUCUUUUUUAUUCGUUUCUUUAUUCGUUUUUUAAAAUUUUCUUGUUGUUGUUGUUGUGUGCUCUUCUCUCGAUCGAGAGUCUGGACGGAGUCGUAGAAGGGGAAUCAUUGAGAGUUGAAGUUGCACGGGCACGGGAAGAUCACCGAGAGUGACAUUUCAGAAUAAUGCCUGUGUGUUCCUAGUGUGGAUUCGAAGCUUCGGUUUAAGACCAGGAAAUGAUGGUGGUGUUGUGGACGUGUUGAAGGCGAUUCGUAUCUGAGCGAUCCGUGGUUUUCAUCAUUUCCGACGAUUGAGCAGAUGUUGAUGUUAUUUGCGUGUGUGUGUGUGUGCGGGUGAAAGGCGUAGCGAGUGCGUGAUGCAAGGGAUGUGGAAAGCUUUUAUUCACUUAUUUUUUCGAGUGAACUACCUAGAGAUUGUGGAUUCGAAUCGGAGACCGGAUUGUAUUGUGUUAUUUUAUUUAGAAGGCUCUAGUUUGUACGUUCUCUGAGCGCAGAAUGAGGAGAAGAAUAUUAUGCGUGCGGCAUUUUGCGAGAUAAGAAGACUUCAAUAUAGGAGGAUCUGCUUUGCGCCAAUUCUUUCAGGCCAGUAAGAACUUUCUGUAUACUUUACUACCCUGUACAAUGCACGUUUUGGGCUUGCGAAGCAUCAUAUGCAUCCCUCAGUGAAUGAUGACAAGCAAAGGAGUAUCUACGGUUUCCUAAGGGCCACUACUUUCACUGCUUCUUGCUCGCUACACCUGCAACAAUACGUCACUUUCCGACAGGAGUGGGUAGAUCGGAGAGCUACUGCGCGACAUUGGAUUUCGACAAUGAAGGGAAAUAGUCUGGCGAUCUUUGUGGUAGUUUAAGCGUGAUUGGAUUUGGGGAUAAUGCUGUGCACCGUAAUAUGAAUUGCCCACAAAUCAAGACACUGACUAGGCAGGUUUCAUGAGGCUCAAUGGAUGUAGAGAUAGUGGUCGUCUUUCGUCCAACUUUGGCCUUAUAUCUAUCCACUCCCUCACGCGGUGACGUGCAGCUAACUGCAGAAUGGUGAGAACCUAUGAAAUGGUGGAUAUGGAAUUGGAAGUUCGAUCAACUGUUUUCUCCCACUGAAACCUCUCUACGAAGGAAUACCAAAAUUGGACGGAUUUUGAGGUGCAUGGUUUUAGGAUACAUGAAUGCAGAAGCUAGUCUUAUGAAGUACCAUCAGACAUGGAUAUUCAAAGAUGAAAAGAAUGUGUUGGAUAGAAGUAUUUGGUGUUUUCAUGGCAAGUUGAGCAGUAGAAGCCAAUACUCAAACAUAGGACCCUUGCUUUGGUCAUCUUGGUACAUAUUUUAGCUUCUAAUUGAGCUUCUUCCUGAGAGGAACCGGCAUUCUUUCAAUUGGACGUUUGCAUAGCGCUCUGUGGGUACGGGAGCCUUACUAGUCUCGUAAAUAUUACUAAACGAUCAAAGACCCAGCAGGGACAGUGAAAUUUAGUAGCGUUCACUGGGCUAUCUCCCCAGGAUUCAUGUGUUCAAGCGUCUGUCGCAAUGCGCAGCAAUCUCUGCAGUCUUGCAGGGUUGCUGCCUCUGCUGUUGUUGGCAGCAACUCUUGGAAGCUUUGGUUGUGAUGUGCCGGACGAAACAACAGGAUACCGGUUAGGUCACCCAUGCAAGAACCAUUCAAGAUUAGAAACAGUGCUAUCUUCUCGCCGAAGUAUAUGGGUUAGAAAACUCUCCCUAAGAGACUCUUCUUUACUUCGCUUUGCUAAAAGACGGCCUUCUCCUACGUCCUCUAAAACAGCCAACGAGCAGAAUUCUCCUGCUGAAUCCAUUCCUUCAACAGCUCCGUCUGGUCCAAGUGGUUCUCCUUUGGCAUCUGCAUUGGUUACUCCACCUGGAGAUGACACAUCUUUGGGGAGUUCUCACAAUAAUACAAAAGUAUCACCUUCACAAACCCCUGCAGCAGAUUGCCGCCAAAUUUGUCCAGAUGGCUACACAUACACACCACGAGGUUCGCCAUCAUGUAGCUGUGUCAUUCCUAUGCACGCACAAUUUCGGCUUGGAAUCAAGUUGGAGCAACUUUUUCCUCUGGUGUCUGAGCUGGCCACGGAGCUGGCUGAUGGAUUGUUCUUACAAACUAGUCAAAUCCGCAUUGUAGGAGCCAAUGCUGUUGAACCAAACCAGGAUGAGACAGACGUGACUGUAGAUUUUGUGCCGUUGGAUUCUGAGUUCGGUAAUACCACAGCACAACUCCUUGCCUCACGCUUGUGGAGUGGACAAGUUCCACUGGACGAGACAAUUUUUGGAAACUACCUCGUCAUUUUCGUUCGUUACCCAGGUCUUCCUCCUCCUCCACCUUCUCAGAUUCCUGGAAAUAAUGAUUCUCCGCUAGGUCCUGGUAACCAGCUUCCAUCUGGAGUGGAUCCGAACAGUAAACAUCAUAAGCUCAGCACGGGCAUUAUCCUUGUAAUUGUUUUGGCAACGGCUAUGGGCGUUUUGUCAUUUGUUUGUUUUGUGUGGCUCAUUCUCCUACGCCGCAGUUUGCAUAAAAAAUCUUCAUCCUCGGUUGUUAGCCCUUUACAUGCUUUUUUCAACCCUAAACCCGAAGGACUGAUCCAAUUGCGAAUGAACGCGUAUUUCAACUCUAAACCUGAAGGCUCAUUACUGUCAGAAAGUAUGGCAAGCUCUACAAUUUCUUAUCCAUCUAACGUGGAAAACUAUACCGGGACUGCCAAGACCUUCACUUUAUCGGAAAUGGAAAGGGCAACAGAUUAUUUCAGACCCAGUAAUGUAAUUGGCGAAGGGGGCUUUGGACGAGUUUACCAAGGGGUGUUGGACAGUGGUAUUGAAGUGGCUGUUAAGGUACUAACAAGGGAUGACCACCAGGGUGGUCGCGAAUUUAUUGCAGAGGUGGAAAUGUUGGGCAGAUUACAUCAUCGGAACCUUGUGAGGUUAAUUGGUAUCUGCACCGAGCAAAUUCGAUGCUUGGUUUAUGAACUCAUAACGAAUGGGAGUGUGGAAUCUCAUUUGCAUGGUUUAGACAAAUACACAGCUCCUCUCAACUGGGAGGCACGUGUCAAAAUUGCUCUGGGAUCUGCACGCGGGCUGGCAUACCUACAUGAGGAUUCCCAGCCCAGGGUGAUUCAUAGGGACUUUAAAGGAAGCAACAUUCUACUUGAAGAUGACUACACUCCUAAAGUAUCUGAUUUUGGCCUGGCGAAAUCGGCAGCCGAGGGUGGCAAGGAGCAUAUAUCUACUCGAGUGAUGGGCACGUUCGGGUAUGUGGCCCCGGAGUACGCUAUGACAGGGCAUUUACUUGUGAAGAGUGAUGUUUAUAGUUAUGGAGUGGUGCUUCUGGAGCUCCUUUCUGGACGAAAACCUGUUGACAUGUCUCAACCACCUGGGCAAGAAAAUCUAGUCACAUGGGCACGCCCCCUUCUUACAAGCAAGGACGGGAUUGAGCAGCUUGCUGACCCUUACCUUGGAAGCAACUUUCCAUUUGACAACUUUGCUAAAGUGGCUGCAAUAGCCUCAAUGUGUGUUCAACCGGAAGUGUCUAAUCGACCGUUUAUGGGUGAGGUCGUUCAGGCCUUGAAACUUGUGUGCAGUGAAUUAGAAUCUAGUGAUGUUGGGAGCAUGAGAGGAACAGUCUCGUCACAUUCUGACUUGUUAGACACACGGAAUCCUCAGUUCCUCCAUGACGCCUCGUUUAUAAGCAUUGAUUAUGACUCAGGACCACUCGAGUCCUUGGAUUUUGAACAGCGAAAGCCUUUCUCUGCUUCAGCUGUUGUGGCUGGUUCUGAACGGUUCUUUCGACAACUUUCAGGUUCAUUAAGACGUUACAUUGCUUCUCCUCCACCUAAAGCCUCUUCACUACCGAGAGGUUCAUGGUUUGGACUGGAACAUCCAAAUCCCGGAAGCAUUAGCGAUCACAGGGGUCCUAAAUAUUGUGAUCCUUAACAUAGGUUUUUGCUUAGUUUCGUAGUGGCAGUUGCGGAAACAAUAUAGCAGUCAAAUUAGUCCUGUUGGCUUCCGCUGUGUCAGCUUGUAUAUUGAGUUAGGUGUGUCCCAUUUAUGAGCCCUAACUUAGGGCUUUCGUGAUCCUGUAUCGUUCUCACAUUUCCAUGUCGUGCUCGGGUGUACAUGUUCAAGUAGUGCUCUCAGGAAAUGAAUUGCGUAAGUGUUGAAUCUAUCAUUUGACAUUUCGUUCACAGGUUUAUGAAGCUCAUGUUAAAAUGA